UAAAAAAUAUUCAUCUCACUAAAAUGGCUUUAUCACCAAGAAUGAUUGUAGUUAUUAUUCUGAUAAGCUUUACAUUUUCACUUGUGGGAGCUUAUGAUUACUUGUCAUUGGCUCUUGAGUGGCAACCAGGAUACUGCAGGAGUAAAGAUAUUACAAUUCCAUGUCAAAAGAUAGUAGAUGACAAUUUUACAAUACACGGAUUGUGGCCUUCGAGCCAAUCGGGUCCUCAUCCAAAAGAUUGCCCUACAGACCUUCGAGGGAGAUCUUUGGAUGAAAAGACGAUCAAAAGUUUAAUACCAGGCCUCAAGAUAUCAUGGCCAAGUUCAACUGGAGCAGAUGAAAAAUUAUGGAAAGCUCAGUGGGAUAAGCACGGAAGAUGUUACUACGACGGAAACACGCAUAGGCAAUACAAAUACUUCCAGACAGCAUACAACUUUUGGAAUGGAUUCAACCUUUUUGAUACAUUCAAGGCAGAAGGGAUUGUGCCUGUUAAAGGAGGCAAGCUGUACACUACAGAGGCUGCAAUAAAAGCCUUCAGAAAGCACUACAGCCAAGACAGGGUUACCUACAUUCCUGAGUUCAAGUGUUCUACUCCUAAGCCGUCCUCACCAAGUGAAUUAUAUGAAAUCAUUAUGUGCUUGGAUCAUGAUGGAAAUGAGCCCAUCAACUGUACAACGACUUCUCCAUCUUGUGGUAAACAAUUUUUAUGGAAUUCAGAAAAAUAAUAAUCAUGUAAAACAUAUUGCUUCCGGAUACACAUACUAAAUAAAAAGGAAGCAACUAUAUGGUGUUUAUGAAUGAAUUCUCAUGAAACAGAGCAUCUAUAUAUUAUGCAAGAGAUUACUGUUUAUUUAUCUAUUAUGAAUUUCAAUAAAAUAUAUAUUCAUUAGACUA
Vicia villosa (hairy vetch) is the source of this 894-nucleotide messenger RNA. RefSeq names its product ribonuclease 1-like. The record is from RefSeq and is a predicted model, not a curated record. Lineage: Eukaryota; Viridiplantae; Streptophyta; Magnoliopsida; Fabales; Fabaceae. Gene Ontology annotation, biological process: RNA catabolic process. Gene Ontology annotation, cellular component: extracellular region. Bases 24 to 725 code for a protein of 233 amino acids. The transcript has 2 exons. Gene Ontology annotation, molecular function: ribonuclease T2 activity; RNA binding.